UUCUGACUGUCUGAGGUGUUCUGGAGUUCUCUGAGAAUUCUAGAAUUCCGGACUAGAUUCUAGAAUGGUUCUGCAGAAAGACAGUAGUUACUGAUAUGAAACAUCUGUUCACUCGAAUACAAUAACUUCUCUUGGUUUGAUCUGGGUGUAUUUUCUGAUUGGUAUAGUUUAAAGACUGUUUUGAGAUUGGCUAUAUAUUUCUUCAGUUACAGUAGAGGUCUUAGACAGUGUCUGUCUGAAGUUAGUUGUAAGAUUCUUCUAGUGAGAUGGAUGUUUGAGUCGUUGCUUGGAGAAUAUAUCUUGGCUGGUCUGUCUGGUGUAGCCGUGUCCGUUUGUCCGUCUGUCUGAAGGUCAGGUUACGGUCAGUCGGUAUUAAUACUUGUUGAAUGGAUCACAUGUCUCCGUUAUCGUUUCUCUAUUGGCUAUCAGAGCGUUACGUGGCGUGACGUUACGCCCGUGUUAGGCCAUUGCCCAAGGUUCUUAAAGCGCAGGCCAGGGAUUGGCUGAGUCUUGUUUGCCGUUGCUGUGACCCGACCAGCUCCAUGGCCAGGCUACACCUGACGGUGGUGGUUUAAGGACCUGGUGCUGCCGCCGCGGCCGGCGGAGACUGACCUGGAAUCGAAAAUGAACUGGGGGUCCUUUUACGCCGUAAUCAGCGGCGUAAACAGGCAUUCCACCGGCAUCGGCCGCAUCUGGCUGUCUGUCAUCUUCAUCUUCAGAAUCCUGGUCCUCGUGGUGGCGGCCGAGUCGGUCUGGGGCGACGAGAAGUCUGGCUUCACCUGCAACACCCAGCAGCCCGGCUGCAACUCCGUCUGCUAUGACCAGUUCUUUCCCAUCUCACACAUCCGCCUGUGGGCCUUGCAGCUCAUCCUGGUGUCCACGCCUGCUCUCCUAGUGGCCAUGCAUGUAGCCCAUCGCAGACACAUCAACAAGAAGAUCCUGAAGAAGUCCGGGCGCGCUUCCCCUAAGGAGUUGGAACAAAUCAAGUAUCAGAGGUUUGCGAUCGCAGGCGCCCUUUGGUGGACCUAUAUGAUCAGUGUGCUGUUUAGGAUCGUUCUGGAAAUCGGCUUCCUUUAUAUAUUCUACUUGAUCUACCCUGACUUCAAGAUGUUCCGUCUGGUCAAGUGUGACUCGUACCCCUGCCCCAACACUGUGGACUGCUUCGUGUCGCGACCCACGGAGAAAACCAUCUUCACCGUGUUCAUGCUCUCCGUGUCGGGGGUGUGUGUUCUCCUCAACCUGGCCGAGGUGGCCUACCUGAUUGGCAGAGCCUGUCUGAGGUGUAUCCAUGGUAACCAGGACAAGAAUAAGGUAGCAGGGAUUGGUCAGAAACUGUCCUCCUACAAACAGAAUGAAGUCAACCAGAUGAUCGCUGACCAGUCGAAGUUCAAGUUCAACGUGGGAGCUAGGAAGACCUCUAUGGAGAAGGGAGAGAGGUGUUCUGCUUUCUGAUAGGCUGCCCUGGAAGGGAGAGAGGUGCUCUGCUUUCUGAUAGGCUGCCCUGGAAGGGAGAGAGGUGCUCGGCUUUCUGAUAGGCUGCCCUGGAAGGGAGAGAGGUGCUCUGCUUUCUGAUAGGCUGCCCUGGAAGGGAGAGAGGUGCUCGGCUUUCUGAUAGGCUGCCCUGGAAGGGAGAGAGGUGUUCUGAUUUGCUGCCUAUUGCUGCCUAUGGAGAUGGGAAAGCAGGGCUCUGCUUUCUGAUACGCUGUCUAGUCCUAGUUCCCACAAAUGUUCACUGCUUCAAACUAAUGAACUGUAACCAGCAUGUAACCAUACCGGAUAGAAAUCCUCAACAGCUCCAUCUAGUAAUAACAUCAAUCAUUCACUCAUUUAUUUCUUCAUCUAUUUAUUGUAGUGGCUGGUGCUAUAGGUUCGCAACAUUCCUAACGGUGGUAGGAUAUAGAGAAGAAUAAACAAGCCCAGACAAACUCAACGCUGGAUUGGAGAGAGAACUUGAACUUGUUUCAUGGUGAUCGACACAGUCACUGUUUUGUCUCACAACCUUGGGGCAGGAAGUAGUGGAUAAAGGAACAUUUGUUUCAGCACAUGACUUGACAAACCCAUUGUAUUGGAACUCACUAAGUCUCCU
Messenger RNA from Oncorhynchus gorbuscha (pink salmon), 2086 nucleotides. RefSeq names its product gap junction beta-1 protein-like. Gene Ontology annotation, biological process: cell communication. The transcript is spliced from 2 exons. Bases 625 to 1452 code for a protein of 275 amino acids. Gene Ontology annotation, cellular component: connexin complex. NCBI's taxonomy places the organism in Eukaryota, Metazoa, Chordata, Actinopteri, Salmoniformes, Salmonidae. The record is from RefSeq and is a predicted model, not a curated record.